AUGUCAACUCCAGCAAGUACAACGCCACCACAACAACAAAAUACUAGUAGUAACUCAGCAACAGUAUUAUCUACAUCUACAUCUUCAGCAUCUAGCAGUGUCAUUGAUACUAAUUCACCAACAUUAUCGUCAUCCUCAGCCUCAUCCAUAGCACCCGCAAACGCAGGUAUCAAUAUAACAACAAGUAAUCAACCACCAACUAUAUCUAUUACAAACUCACCAAACUCGACUGUAACAAAUAAACAAGCAACAUCACUCGAUUCAACUGAACAUAUUACAAUUACAUAUCAAGAUGAUGCAUCUUCAGUUUGGAAAUAUGUCGAAGUAGAGUUACCAAAUCAUUUACCAUUAAGAAAUAUUUCAUGGAAAACUAAAACAGGGCAUACAAAAGUUGUGGAUAAAAUGCCAAUUGAAAUACUACAAUAUAAUGACGAAAGAAUUAGACCAAGUUAUGACAACCAAACUCUUUAUAGGAAGCCAUAUUUAUAUUUAUAUUUAGUACAUUGCGACGAUCCAGAUAUAUACAAAAAUACCAUUAGGGGUAAAAUAAAGAAUUGGGUAUCACAAAUGACCGAAAAGGGGCAAGAAUGGUUAAUUGUUUAUGUUUCAUUGGGCCCAAAAAGAUUUGGGGAGAUAACAUCAAAACUUUCAAGAACAGUUUACGAUCGUAUAAAGAGUGAUUUUAAUGUUAAACGUGAUAGAUGCUGCCAAUUAAGAUUUUUAGAUGACUCUAAUCGCAAUGAUGAUCUUUGGGAUGACCUUUUAAUGAAGAUGAAAGAAGGUAUUAUUGCAAGUGCCGAACAAUAUCUAACCACCUACGAAGAUGAAAUUAGAAAGAUGGAUGCAAAAAGAAAUUUACCAGGUUGGAGCUACCAAAACUUUUUUUUUAUAAAAGAAGGCCUAGCGUUGAUAUAUGAACGUGCUCAAUUAUACGAAGAUGCCCUUAUGCAAUACUUUGAGUUGGAAGUUUUAUUCACCGAAAAUAGAUCCCAAUUCGAAUUGAUAACAGAUCCUGGCAGAUUAGAAAGCAACGAUAGAUCUUGCAGUGGUAAUAUAUUGGAUACAUCAACUAAAGAUUUUAGAAAACUAAUUCACGAGAAUAAGAUUAGCUUGUUUGAUUUCAAAAUUUAUUUAUUUGCAAGACAAUGUAAAUUGCUAUUCCUUUUAAAGAAACCAAUCGAAGCAGCAACCAAAUCAAUUUCAUUUAUCACAUCAAUCUCAAUGAUCAUAAAGCAAUUUCCAAAUUCAUUCUCACCAAUGUUCAAAGAAUCUUGGACCUUUAGCACAAGUAUGGAGUUAAUUAAUGCGUGUCAAGAUUCAUUCGAAAGAAUUAUUUCGAGCUCUCAACAAACUACUGGUACAAAUCAAACAGUCCAAAAAGUUAAUAAAUCAACCACCCCAUCAAUCAGUAGAUUACUUGGUGCUUUUGGUACACCAUUCAGCAGUAGUAGUAGCAGCACAGGAACGAGUGGUUCAACGAAUCCAAAUGUAAAUAAUAAUAGUAAAAGUAGUAUUCCUUCAUCAGGUAGUUCCGGUAAUCUCAGUGGUAUAAACUCAUUGACAGUAGCUGGUAGCUCAAUAAUUGCAGGUCUUUCGGGUUCACAAUCUUUAAAUAAUUUACAAUCUGCUCAAAUUUCACAAGCAUUAAAUACAAAUAGUUGGAUACGUACACCAUCAUUAAACCUAGCAUCAGAUCUCUCAGAAAGACAAUUAGAAAAACAAGAUAGAGAAAAUUUAGAUUUUCUUCUUAGUGAUUUAACAUAUAGUGCAGCACAACGUUUGGAGGAGUUAGCAGUUAAAAUUGGCUUUUUACCAGAGGACGAUUACAAUGAUAUGUUUUUCCAAAAGGUAGAGAAAAUCAUAAAUAAUGAAAAUGCAAAUAAACCAAUCGAACCAAUAGACACCUUAUCACUAUUUAGCUAUCCAACAUUACAAAAUAAUUUACAAACCUCAAAACAAUUCCAACAACUUUAUGUUGAUCUAUUAAACAAGGUUGAAAAACUCUACAAUCAAUCCAAUCGUUUAAGAAGUAUUUCAAGAUUAAAAUUUUCAUUGGCAAAUUUAUAUUUUAAGCAAAAAGACUAUCAGUUGGCAGAGAGUUUAUUUAGACCCAUUACAAAUCUUUACUCUAGAGAAGGCUGGACCUUUAUUGACUAUGCAAUUAGAACUAGAUUGUCAUACUGCCAAAAACAACUAGGCUAUUUAGUAGAUUAUGUUACCACAUGUGUAUCCUUAUUAGCGCCAGGUUUACUAUUAUCAAAAGCUGAAAAGGACUAUUAUCUUAGUGAAAUCUUACAACUAUCAAAUGAUCCCCAACUAGUUAUUGUACAGUCAAUGAUACCUUUAUUUAAAUGCAAAGUUACCUAUACCCAAAAAGAGCCCGUUUAUAGAUAUUUAGAAACUAUUAAAAUCAAUGUAAAGAUAAAAAGCAAUUUAACCUCACCUGUCAAAUUUAAUAGUGGCUCAGUUAGCUUUUUAAGAACGAAUAAUAGUAGUGGAAGUAGCAGCAGUAGCAGUGGCGAUAAACUAGUUUUCCAAUUAAAUGACUUUGUAAUUGAACCAGGUUUAAACCAUUAUCAGUUUUCAACUUUAGCAUCAAUAAAGUCAACAUUUGUAAAAGAUUCAAUUUGGUUAAAAUUAGGUAGUCUCUCAUUCGGUCAUUCACUUCGUGAAUCUGAUAAAUCCGAAAUCAAAAUUACCGACAGCGAAUCACAGAUUACAUUAGAAUCAUUUGCAAAAUCACCACUAUUACUUUGUUCAAUUCAAUAUAUUGGUAUUAAAUUGCAAACCAACUCUGACACCAUUGAAGCUGGUGUACUUUCUUUCACAUCACCAACAGGGGCAACUAUUAUACCAACGCCAUCUAUAACCUUUAUUCAAACAGAUAAUAAUACAAAUACCUCACAAGCAAAAACCAUUAAUUUGGUUAACGACAAACUACCACUUUCACAGAUUGGCUAUAAUCAAACAUUAGAGUUUUAUCUUCCACUAAUGGCAGUUAACCCAGAUACCUUCACUCACCAAAUUCGUAUUGAACUUCAACACCAAAAGCAAACAAAAGAGAAAUUUUCAUCAUCAUUAGUUUCAUCAACCCUAUUCGUCAAUCCAUUCUCUGUUGAAGAAUCUGUGAUCUCUGUAAAUAAUAGAUUAUUUUUAAAAACAAUUUUACAAUGUACAACACCAAAUAUGAUUCAAUUAAAUAGCUACUCAUUAAAAGGUUGUGAUUUAGAAUACCAAGAUCCCUCCACAACAACAAACUCUUUUUAUUUCAUUAAAGAUCAUAACCAAUCAUUAUUUAAUAACAAUAGUUUAAUUAAUUUAUACCCUGGCCAAGUUAUUUCAUUGGUUUUUGAAAUUAAAAAAUAUAACGAAAAUGAUAUCAACAAAAAAAUGACUCUAAAUCUUAAAUAUACAAGCAAAAUGCCAACACCCCAAUCUGAAUACGAAAAAUCAUUUGUUAAAGAGUGUAAACCGCUAUGGAGAGACCAAAAUGAAUUUAAUUGGCCCAUUUUAAUAGAAUGCCCAUCUUAUUUAUAUCAAGUCGAUUUGAAUAUAACGAGCAAAGCAUAUCUUGGUACCUUAGUUCCAUUCGAAAUUUCAAUUACAAAUUUAAAACCAAAAAAUUUGGAAAAUCAAUCAACAACAUUAAAUCAACUUCAGUAUCAAAUCGAAAUUGAUCCAACCAUUUGGAUGAUGUCUGGUAAAAAUAAGAACUCUUUCUUUAUUGACGAUGGUCAAAAGAUUACCUUUACUUGUGAUCUAAUUCCAAUUUCAUCUGGCUCUUUGCCAAUCCCUAAAGUCUCUUUACUUGGUGUAGAUCCUUUAAAUAUAUUUUCACCAAAGAAUUUAAACGAAAAUAUAUAUGUUUUCCCAACUCCACAGUUUUAUUCUUGCCACCAAGCUCAAGAUCUUAAUAAUAACAGUAAUAAUAAUAAUGUUAAAACUACUAAAUAA
Molecule: messenger RNA, 3954 nt
Organism: Dictyostelium purpureum
Lineage: Eukaryota; Evosea; Eumycetozoa; Dictyosteliales; Dictyosteliaceae
Exons: 5
Coding region: 1-3954 (1317 amino acids)
Biological process (GO): intra-Golgi vesicle-mediated transport; early endosome to Golgi transport
Cellular component (GO): TRAPPII protein complex
Source: RefSeq, a predicted model, not a curated record